GAUGAAUGCGCAGAUCGAAAUAAAGAUAAAUGUGAAAACACGGAAGGUUGUGUGAAUACUGUCGGAGCGUAUAAGUGUGUAUGCAUGCCUGGAUAUAGCCGAAAAAGCGAAAAUGCAUCUUGUGAAAAAGUUGAUGGUCCCAAAUAUGUUGGCUCAAUGACAUUUACUGUACUUGUCAAAGACAUCGACAUCAACAAAACCAACAAGGAAAUAAACAUGCAAGAAAAUAGAGAAACAUUUCGCGAAGUGCUUGAUGCUGGAUUCAAAGGAGCUACAGGUUAUCAAAGCGUUGAAGUGAUUAAACUUUCAGUCACUUUGGAUAAAAGCACUUACCGUGUAAGGAGAGACGACGCUUAUAAGUUACUAGCAGAUUACAUUGUCCACUGGGAAAAACACUUAGACAGUGACGCUUUAACUACAUCUUUAUCAAAAUCAUACCAAAAUUACACACGAUACAAUAAAAAAAAUAUAGAUAUCGGCACGAUUCAAAUACAAACGCUCGGAGCAGCACCUUACAUCAACAAUUUGAAUGAAAGCGGACUUUGUUCUGUGCCUGAUGAAACUAACUGCGAUUUGAAAUCUACAGAAUGCAGCGAUAUUGAUGGUAACUUUAAAUGUCUCUGUAAAGAUGGAUACACUCCCAAUACGUUCAGCAAGACGUUUUGCGACGACAUAAAUGAAUGCACUGACACAUCAUUAUGUUCCGGUCGUGGGACGUGUAAAAAUAUCUUUGGUGGAUACGACUGUGACUGUGAUUUGGGAUAUGUUCAAAAUAAAAUGGAUCCGUUUGAUGUCACAUGUGAAGAUUUUAAUGAGUGUAAUUCAACUACACAUACAUGUCAUGGAGGCAAUUGUCAAAACACUGACGGUGGAUGGAAUUGCACUUGCAACAGAACGGGCUUUAUACGAAAGGAAUUAUCAACUACCGCAAUAUUUUGCGAAGAUAUAGACGAAUGUACAAAUACAAGCUAUUACUGCGGGGGAGGAGAAUGCAGUAAUUUCGUAGGGAGUUGGAGUUGUGAUUGUCCGUACGGGUAUUCACAAAACUGGACUUCAGUAAAUAAUAUUACAUGUGCAGAUGUAGAUGAAUGCAUCAUCAAUAAAACAGAAGUCAGUAAUUCAUGCAUCAAAGGUAUUUGUAAAAACAUACCAGGGAAUUGGAAAUGUAAUUGUAACGACAGUGUAUACAGUACCCUCAAGCGUCUUGAAAAUGGAACAUACAGGUGUCUCGGAGACUUUAGAUAUAUAGGACAUGCGAGACUUGUGUGGUUAUCAAAAUCAAAAGUUGUCAAAUCCAAAGUAGAGGAUUUCUUUAAUACUACGAUUUCAGAUUUGUUUUCAAAGUCAAAAGAAUUUCCUUUUGACUUAAAUAAUGAGUCUUUCUCCAUGUCAGAUGUUUUCCGAAGUUUAUCGGUCCAUAAUGUGAGCAUUAGUUCAGAAAUUGCUGUGAAUGUUACCUAUAUUCUUCAAAUUGGAGAGCCAUUAAUAUCACAUGAGAUUGCAGAUUUAAAGAGAAUUAUCUUCAGUGAUGAUAUAUCUACUAUCAAAGCUAACGAUGGCCGGGAUACUGUAUUGUUCGAUACUCUGUCGAUAUAUAAUGAUUCAGAAUGCAGUAUAUGUGAUAUAGAGGGACAGACAGGGUGCGACUUAAAUACAACAAUAUGCGAUGGUCAUGAUAAUGGAACUUACAGUUGCGUCUGUAAAACAGGCUACAAUUAUACAAACGAUUCUUUUAAAUGUCAAGAUAUCGAUGAAUGUAAAGAACCAGCUAACUAUUCUUACCAAUGCCACAAUGGAGGGAACUGCGAAAACCUCGUUGGUAACUGGACGUGCAAAUGUCCAUUUGGGUUUGAGUCAAAAUUUCUUGACAUGAAUAAUAUCAGCUGCACUGAUAUUGAUGAGUGUAGUGAUAAUAACACAUAUCGCUGCACUGGGCCUGAUAACUCAACAACCUGCAGCAAUACAUAUGGUGGGUGGCAGUGUGAAUGCAGAGACGGGUAUACCGCGAAAAACAACUCAUACGAUGACAGAGUUUGUGAAGAUAUUAAUGAAUGUAAACAACCAUUUAACAACACUUACCACUGCCACAACGAAGGGAGCUGCGAAAACGGCGUUGGUAACUGGACGUGCAAAUGUCCAAUUGGGUUUGAAUCAGAACUACUGGACACGUUUAAUUUCAACUGCACUGAUAUCAAUGAGUGUAGUCAAAGCGACAUAUAUCAUUGCACGGGACCUGAUCAUUCAGUUAAAUGUAGCAAUACAUACGGUGGAUGGCAAUGUGGAUGCAAUGUCGGGUAUACCGCGAGAAAUAACACAGACUUUGACAGAGUUUGCGAAGAUAUCAACGAGUGCGAUGAUACUAGGUCUUGCGUUAAUGGAGAUUGCAUAAACAGAAACGGGACAUUUGAUUGUGCAUGUCAUGCUGGUUACACUAAUGAAUCUGCUGAUGAAGGAGCAUUGAAUAUAAACUGCACAGAUAUAAAUGAGUGUGAAACAAACAAAGCCGAAAUCAACAACUGGUGUAUAAGGGGUUCCUGCGUAAAUACACCUGGAGACUGGACGUGUAACUGCAAUGACACAAACUAUAGUACCUUCAGAGACCUAGGAGAUCACAAAUUCAGAUGCCUUGGUGAUUUCCAGUAUGUUGGAGAGGUUACACUGCAAUGGGUGCCAUAUGCUAAUAAAACAAAACAGAAUAUAGAAGUAUUCUUCAGAGACACGAUUUCAAAGGAUUUUGCUCAGUCGAAUGCUACGCUCAGAUUACCAUAUAAUAAAAGCCUACCAGUGUCAAAUAUAUUCAAGUCCCUAGAAGUAUUGAGAGUAAAGAAUAUACCCGCACGUAAUGUGUUAAAUGUUUCAUACAUAAUUCACAUUGGAGAAGCGGUGACAUCUGAAAAUAUUGCAGAAACGCAACAUAUAAUCUUCAACAAUUCGAAAACGCAUCAUUCUGGAGGAGAUUUUAUUUCUAUACAGUUUUCUGAUGUUCAUAAUGACACCGAAUAUAAUCUGUGCGAUAUCGAAGGAAAAACGAAGUGUGAUUUGCAGUCAACAGACUGUAUAGUUGGAAAUGGAAGUUACAGUUGCAGUUGUAAGACAGGUUACGAGGAAACAGCGGAUCCAUUUCAUUGUAAAGAUGUAAAUGAAUGUUCGACCGGUUUAUAUAACUGCACUUCUGGAGAGCACUGUCAGAAUACUCAGGGAAACUGGACAUGUAACUGUUCAACUGGAUAUGAAGCAAUAUUCAAGGACCACUUCAACAUAGUAUGCCAAAAUAUAAACGAAUGCGAGAAAAAUGAGACAUACAUUUGCAACGACGGAACCUGUGUCGACAAUGCAGGAGGAUGGACCUGCUCAUGUCCGCUUGGAUUUCGUGCUGAAUCAAUCAAACGUGACUUCAUAUAUAGUUGUAAAGAUGUCAAUGAAUGUUUGACCAAUUUGCAUAAUUGCUCAAAUGGAGGGACCUGUCGUAAUACUCAUGGAAACUGGACAUGUGACUGUCCAACUGGAUAUGAAGCAGUUUUCAUGAACAAUGAGCAGAUAGAAUGCCAAAACAUAAAUGAGUGUGAGAAACCAGAUCAGUUUACCUGUACUGGACCAAAAAAUUCGUCUACUUGUUACGACAUACCUGGUGCAUGGCAAUGUAACUGCAGCGAAGGAUUCAAACCUAAAAAUAUUUCAUCAAAUAUAAGAACAUGUGAAGACAUAAAUGAAUGCCAUGACGAAAGCUCUUGUGUGAAAGGAGAAUGUAUCAAUACUGAAGGAAGCUUUUUAUGUCAGUGUGAUCCAGGAUACACGAUUGUUUCUGAAGCCGGACAUUCAGCUUGCAUAGAUAUUGAUGAGUGUACUGUUAAUAAAAAUCCCUGUCUUGAGGCGCUUGGCUGUGAAAACACUGAAGGCGAUUGGACAUGUUUAUGCUCAAAGGGACUUGAUGUCCGAAUUGUCAAUGAAAGCAGCAAAAUAUGUGGAGGUCAGUAUCAGUAUGUGUCUUCAAUGAGUUUUACAGUUGUUGGAAAUGUAGUUGAUGUUGCUAAAGUUCAAGCAGCCCUACAGAAACAGAUACAAGAAAUGUAUAUGCAGACAUUGAAUGACGAUUCCGUUUGGAUAGAAAUAAUAAAGAUACAUGGUCUUCAAGGUGCAGAAAGACGAAAACGCGCACCUACUCGUGAUAUUUCUGCAGAAUACAUAAUACAUACUGCAGAAAAAAAGAACGAGACUGAACUGCAAGAAGUUGAGAAAGUAUACAAGGAACAAAAAUGUGGCAACGGAACAAAUAACUGCCAGGCUGAAGACAUAGGUGGAGUCAGUAUGGUAUUUAAUUCGGUGCUUGUAUUAAAUGACUCUGCAAUAUGCAAUACCACAAGAAACCAUUGCAAUGAAAAAUUAUCUACGUGCUCCAGUGACGAAGGGAAGCUAGAAUGCCUUUGUAAUAAAGGCUACGAGAAGAAGAACACAAACUCUUUACAAUGUUUUGAUAAAGAUGAAUGUCUAAGUGCAGACGUAUGUCCAAAAGGAGAGAAGUGUAAGAAUACUGUAGGUUCUUGGGAUUGCUCGUGUCAAAAAGGACUGAAGGCAAUCGAAACUGAGACUGGCAAAAAAGAAUGUAUAGACCCGUGUAUAAAAUCAAAUAUGAAGUGCUUUAUUUCAUCAUCGUGUACGCCUUUUGACAACGAGGAUGGCUAUAUCUGCGGAUGCGAAAAGGGCCGCAAGGGAAAGUACUGUCAGGAAAUUGACCAUGACUUCAAAGAAUCAAAGCAGCAGACAACUUUAAUUGCUGUGGGAAGCAGUCUGGGUGGAUUGGUAUUAAUACUUACUGCUGUUGUCCUUGCCGUUUGUCGAUCGCGAACAGGGAAGAUAAAAGAAGCAGAAAAGAUCUCCAUGAGGCAUAUGGACACAAAUGGUUUUAAAAGUUUUGACGAUUCGUAUCUUACUAACCAGUACAUGAGAGAUAGGGAUGAUGGAGUUGGAUCUUUCUAUAGUCAUAGGCUAUCAAACAUAUCUUUGCCGUAUGCACAAGAAAAUUAUGAAAACCGCAAUGAUUACCUUCGUAAACCUCAUAGACUACCGAGGCCUAGCUUUCACGGCUCUAUGCCAAACCUGGCGAAUGAUGAUGCACAUUUUAAUCGCUUUGACAACCGACGAUAUUCGGUUGAAGAGCCAAGAAGGGUUUCAAGUUACAACCGAGAUUUGGACUCAAAUUACGAUAUGGACUGGAGAGCUCCGAGAAACAGUAUGAAUGGUCGAAGAUCUCCAUCCCCCGAUUACAGAAGGCCAAUGUCACCGAGGCCGGAUUAUCAUCGAAGAGAAAAACUGAAUAGAUCUAAGGACAGCGGAGUGGGUAAUGGUUAUAGUAGUGGUAGUAACGAAUACCGACGACCGGAGAAGAGGAGAGAAUACUACUAUGGUAACAGACGGAGUACAAACUUCUAGAGACAAACAUUGAGAUGUUGUGCUUUCAAAUGAUAUAGAUGAAAAUUGAUGUAUUUCAUAACAUGCUCAAGGAAACAAGAGGAUAUAUGGUAACAGUUUUGUACGAUGAAAACGAAAAACUAAAUACAUGAUGAUGAUGCAUUAGAGAUUUUUGCAGGAUGUAAAAGUGAUAAAUGCAAUGAAUCAACAGAAUAUUUCCUAAAAAUUAAAAUCUUUACACUGCUGUCUUGCAAGUGACAAAUAGUCUGCUUUUAGUAUAAUAGUGUAAAGACAUUAUUUUUGCAAUGGAUCAGUAUAAGCAUUGCGCAAAAUAUUUUGUAAUUAAUGUUUCUAUGUGCUAUGGGUUUAUACAACAAAGCAAUAUAAAUUGUUUAUAAACGAAUGUAUGGUGUUGCAACACAAUCACGUUGUAUGAGUUUUAAUUUUAGCUUGGUUUGUUCUGAUAUAAUUAGUAUGUAAUGUCAUAGUUCUUCAAACCAUUUUACAUUCAAGUUUAGCCGUGGUAUGGCACACACUAGAUACUAUUUAAUAUAAAAAUGUACAAAUUGCAUCAUAUUUUGCAUAUCUCACAAUGUAUUAAUACACAGCCUUUUAUGCUUUUCAAGCUACAUUUUUGUAGAUAUAACGUUCUCUAAAUGAACACGUGUUCGUUUAUUAUGAUACAAAUUGCGUUGCAAAAGAUGGUUUCAGAACAAUUCAUUGAUCAUGAUGUACUGCAGUGAAUGCAAUCAAUACACUGUGUUUGAAUGUAGAUAGUUUUUAGAUGUUAAUUGCUUGUAUUUGUGGACAUUUUAUCAGAGUACAGGGUAACACAAAAAAGACACCAAGGUUUAAAUGUCUACAUAUAAAAGCAAACUUUCUUAUUUGAACAAUUUCUUAGAAAGUCUUCCUUCAGUAGCAAAAACAGAAAGGUGCUAUUUUAUUUUAUAGAAUUGUAUGUUUGGUGUAUUUGCGUCAUUUUUGUGUCAUAUUUUAUGGGCAUUUGUGCUUCAAACUUAUCCCCCAUACACACACAUAAAUAUAAAUGUUUUGUCAUGUUCAUUAAAAAAUGUUUCAUUAAGUUAAUUGUAAUUGUGAAUUUUUGUGCAUUUAUCGUGUUAGCUUAGUAUCGUGUGUUUCUAUAUAUAAGCCUAAGAUAACUAUAGUAUAAUGAUCUUGUUAAGUUACGGUUCCGUCUGCAAACACAAAACUAAACAGAUAUGUCUGCAGACACAAGUUGUGUACAUAGAUUGAGGGUUACAGUAACAAAUACGACACAACACAAACACACACGAUGUUUUUGCUUUUAUUUUUAAUGAAAUAAAUAAAAUGAGGAAGCGUUGCUUAAUGAAAUAGUUAUAACAAUCGGGAUCAUUAUUAGUGAUAGUUAAUUCAAGGUGACACGCCAUAGCGGAAUGUCUCUAUUAAAGAAAGAUCACACCAUUAUUGUAUGUAAGGCCUAUAACAUUAUUGUAUAUAUAGCCUAUUACAUUAUUGUAUAUAAAGCCUAUUACAUUAUUGUACGUAUACCCUAUUAUCUUAUUAGUUCACCUGAGCACGAAGUGCUCCGAAGUGAGCUUUUGUGAUCGCCCUGUGUCCGUCGUCCGUCGUCGUCCGUCCGUCCGUCGUCGUCAACAAUUUGACUGUUAACACUAUAGAGGUCACAAUUUUGGCCCAAUCUUAAUAAAACUUGGUCAGAAUGAAUCUUGGACGAGUUCGAUAUUGGGUUAUCUGAGGUUAAAAUCUAGGUCACCAGGUCAAAUCAAAGGAAAAGCUUGUUAACACUCUAGAAGCCACAUUAAUGACUGUAUCUUCAUGAUACUUGGUCAGAAUGUUAACCUUGAUAAUCUAUAGUAAAGUUCAAAUCUGGGUCAGGUGGGGUCAAAAACUAGGUCACCAGGUCAUAUCAGAGGAAAAGCUAGUAAACACACUAGAGGCCACAUUUAUGACCGUAUCCUAAUGAAUCUUGGUCAAAUUAUUAAUCUUGAUGAUCUGUAGGUUAUGUUCAAAUCUUGGUCAGAUGGGGUCAAAAACUAGGUCAACAUGUCAAAUCAAAUGUAAAGCUUUUUAACACUCUAGAGGUCACAUUUAUGAUUAUAUCUUAACAAAACUUGGUCAGAAUAUUAUUCUUGAUUAUUUUAGGUCAAGUUUUAAUCUGGAUCAGGUGGGAUCAAAAACUAGGUCACUAUGGCAAAUUAAAGGAAAAGCUAGUUAACAGUCUAGAGGCCACAUCCAAGACCAUAUCUUAAUGAAACUUGGUCAGAAUGUUAAUCUUGAUGAUCUGUAGGUCAAGUUUUAAUCUGAGUUAGGUGGGGGUCAAAAACUAGGUCACAAGGUCAAAUCAAAUGUAAAGCUUGUUAACACUCCAGAGGACACAUUUAUUUUAAUAUCUGUAUGAAACUUAUGUUUAAAUCUGGAUCAGGUGGGAUUAAAAGCUAGGUCACCAGGUCAAAUCAAAGGAAAAGCUAGUUUACACCGUAGAGGCCACAUUUAUGACCAUACCAUAAUGAAAUUUGGUCAGAAUAUAAUCUUGAUGAUCUUUAGGUCAUGUUCAAAUCUGAGUCAGGUGGGUCAAAAGCUAGGUCACCAGGUCAAAUCAGAGGAAAAGCUUGCUUACACUCCAGAGGCCACAUUUAUGACCAUACCAUAAUGAAAUUUGGUCAGAAUAUAAUCUUGAUGUUUUUUAGAUCAUGUUCAAAUCUGGGUCAGGUGGGUA
Molecule: messenger RNA, 8122 nt
Organism: Mercenaria mercenaria
Lineage: Eukaryota; Metazoa; Mollusca; Bivalvia; Venerida; Veneridae
Product: fibrillin-1-like
Exons: 39
Coding region: 85-5427 (1780 amino acids)
Molecular function (GO): calcium ion binding
Source: RefSeq, a predicted model, not a curated record